AUGGUGAUGGCCCACCUACUCCAAAAAAAACAAAAGGCUCAGGCAGGUAAGAAGCAGAAAAGUAAAUAUAAACAGAAAUUUCGAUCUGAAUGGUUAACAAACAAGGACUUCUCAUCUUGGUUAAGUGAGCACCCAACUGAUCCUCUUAAAGCUACGUGCACCUUAUGUGCCAUCACAAUGACGGCUGAGAUAAGUGUCUUAAAACGAAACAUAGAGGGUACAAAACACAAAGAUAAAAUUAAAGGGAUCAGUCAACAACCUUCAAUUUCAAACCUUUUUGAUAAAACAAAAAUGCAGUCCGCCGAUAGGAAAGUCAAACGAGCUGAGAUAAAGUUGGCGGCAUUUAUGGCAGAGCACAAAAUUUCACACGCUGUUAUGGAUCAUUUGAACGAUUUACUUCCUGACAUUUUCCCAGACUCCAGCAUAGCGACAAACUUAAAAAUGAAGCACAGUAAAUUACAAGUGGUGAUCACGAAUGUCUUGGGUGUAAGUGAAAAAGAGUCCAUCGUAUCUGAUUUGAAAUGCCAGAAAUUUUCUGUUUUAAUAGAUGAAAGUACAGACAUAGGUGUGGUCAAAACAAUGUGCGUUGUUGUGCAUUAUUACGACUCGGAAACAGGACGAGUUGUUAGUCGUUUUUGGGAUCUCAUCCAACUAUUUGAAGAAUCUACAGCGGACCACAGUGCCAAUGCCGAAUACCUUUUUAAUGCAAUCGUAUAA
Messenger RNA from Arctia plantaginis, 717 nucleotides. The record is from the annotation of a GenBank genome assembly. Lineage: Eukaryota; Metazoa; Arthropoda; Insecta; Lepidoptera; Erebidae.